Oncorhynchus nerka (sockeye salmon) is the source of this 2241-nucleotide messenger RNA. Its product is annotated as gamma-aminobutyric acid receptor subunit beta-3-like. NCBI's taxonomy places the organism in Eukaryota, Metazoa, Chordata, Actinopteri, Salmoniformes, Salmonidae. Bases 139 to 1605 code for a protein of 488 amino acids. Gene Ontology annotation, cellular component: plasma membrane; synapse; neuron projection. Gene Ontology annotation, biological process: regulation of membrane potential; nervous system process; signal transduction. Gene Ontology annotation, molecular function: chloride channel activity; neurotransmitter receptor activity; extracellular ligand-gated monoatomic ion channel activity. The transcript has 10 exons. The record is from RefSeq and is a predicted model, not a curated record.
CAAAACGCACCAACCAGCUCGCAAACUGUAGUAUCACGUAACCAGGUCCAUUUAGCUGCUCUGUCAUACAGAGAGCCAGUUUCUUCAGACUCCGGACACCGUGGUAUGAACCAGUGAUGAGUCGAGACGCGUGAUCCCAUGUUGGAGAGAUCACAAGAAAUGUUUGGGAUGCAGAGAAGAGGGGAAUUUGACAUUCUCUCUGUGUCACUCAUAGCGGCGUUGAUGUGCUGUGCGCAGAGCGCCAACGAACCGGGGAAUAUGUCUUUCGUAAAGGAGACGGUGGACAAACUGUUGAAGGGGUAUGAUAUCCGCCUUCGACCAGACUUUGGAGGCAAACCGGUUUCUGUUGGCAUGAGUUUAGAUGUGGCAAACAUCGACAUGGUGUCAGAGGUCAACAUGGACUACACGUUGACCAUGUACUUCCAGCAGUACUGGAGGGACAAGAGGCUGGCGUACGCUGGGAUCCCCCUCAACCUGACGCUGGACAACCGGGUCGCCGACCAGCUCUGGGUCCCCGACACCUACUUCCUCAAUGAUAAGAAGUCCUUUGUGCAUGGGGUCACCGUGAAGAACCGUAUGAUCCGACUCCAUCCGGACGGCACCGUGCUCUACGGACUGAGGAUAACAACGACGGCCGCCUGUAUGAUGGACCUGAGGAGAUACCCACUGGACGAACAGAACUGUACUCUGGAGAUAGAGAGCUAUGGCUACACCACAGAUGACAUCGAGUUCUACUGGAAAGGGGGGAAGAAUGCUGUGACAGGAGUGACUCGCAUCGAGCUGCCUCAGUUCUCCAUCGUGGACUACAAACUGGUUUCCAGGAAUGUGGUCUUUUCCACAGGUGCCUACCCACGUCUGUCUCUGAGCUUCAAGCUAAAGAGGAACAUCGGCUACUUCAUCCUGCAGACGUACAUGCCCUCCAUCCUGAUCACCAUCCUGUCCUGGGUCUCCUUCUGGAUCAACUACGACGCCUCCGCUGCCAGAGUGGCUUUAGGUAUCACCACGGUGUUGACCUUGACCACCAUCAACACCCAUCUGAGAGAGACGCUCCCUAAGAUCCCCUAUGUCAAGGCCAUAGACAUGUACCUGAUGGGCUGCUUCGUGUUCGUCUUCCUGGCUCUGCUGGAGUACGCCUUCGUCAACUACGUCUUCUUCGGACGGGGUCAUCGGAUGCAGAAGAAGUUGGCAGAGAAGGUCAACAAGGACAGGGCGACCAAGUUCGACGGCAACAGGGUAACGUUUACCCCCUCAGAAAUGGUUGACUCUCAGGGCAACAUCCUCCUGACAACCCUGGAGAUCCACAACGAAGUUUGCGCCGGCAAUGAGAUCACAACCAGCAUCACCGAGACAACCACACGGAACUCCACCUCCAUGAUAUUCAACCAAUCAGGCCUCCAGUACCGAAAACCGAGUGCUCUGAGUGGCCGGGAGAGAAACGCCCAUGCUCACGUGAAGAAGACACGGCUACGCAGGCGGUCCUCUCAAUUCCUAAUCAAAAUCCCCAACCUGACGGACGUGAACUCCAUCGAUAGAUGGUCACGGGUUGUCUUCCCCUUCACCUUUACCCUCUUCAACUUCAUCUACUGGCUUUACUACGUCAACUAGUGGUCUUCAAGCCUCUCCUCAGGGACCCCACAGCCGUUCAUCUACUGGCUUUACUACGUCAACUAGUGGUUCUCAAUCCUCUCCUCAGGGACCCCCAGCCGUUAAAUUUUAGAACCACUGACCUAAGUAACAGAAGGGAUUUUCACUCCUUAAACUUCUCUUGUUUCUAUAAAGAGUAAAGAAACCCAUCUGUAUUCGGAGGACAUAUGACUACGCAGUCCAUACUGAGUGCAGAGAGACACUAGAACAACACUGAGUUGUGGGGUCUCUUGAACUGUACGUUCAGACGAGCAGAGACAGACUCUUUGUGGAAAUACUAUCCUUCUGAACACUCCUCUGUACAAAGAGGGGGACACAGUAAAUGGUAUGGGGUUUUCAGAAGCGUUAUUUACUUUGAUUUAUGACAAUUAUUGUGACUCAUUGAGCUAAAACUCAUUAUAAACUGAAUGGGAAAUGAAUUCAGUGUGCUAUUUAUCAUAGUAGCCCGUUAUAAACUGAAUGGGAAAUGAAUUCAGUGUGCUAUUUAUCAUAGUAGCCCAUUAUAAACUGAAUGGGAAAUGAAUUCAGUGUGCUAUUUAUCAUAGUAGCCCAUUAUAAACUGAAUGGGAAAUGAAUUCGGUGUGCUAUUUAUCAUAG